GAAUUCGAACACGGCCUAAAUGACUAUAGUGGUAACAGAUUUGUUAAUAAAGCAAAAUAUAAGUAAAUAAAGAAUUCAUGUUUCAGUGGAGGACCUUUUAUUAACCAGAGCAGCUUUGAUGUAAUUAAAUGGCAAUUAUUGUAAAGAAUAGUGUAACAAGAUUUAUGAUUCCCAAAGAUUUUGUUUAAAGAAUGGAAGAUAAUAAAUUGCCUGAUGAUGAUACCAUUACAUUAAUCCUUUCUGGUAAUCGCAUUCUGGCAUCCAAAGAAAGACUCUCUCAUAAGAGCAGAUAUUUUGAAUGUUUAUUCUCUGACAAAUUCUGUGAUUUUACUCGAAAAGAAAUAGACAUUAAUUACGAUAUUCAGUUGGAAACAUUACAGGAUUUUAUUGAUUGGACAAAUAGCGACGUAACAAUACAAUUUAACGAUGGUCACAUCAUUAAGACAAGUUUAUCAAAAUAUGUUAAUGGUUCAUAUUUACCUCUUUUGACUCUGUUAGAAAUUGGUUGUACUUUUAUAGUAGAUAGUUUAAUUGGAGAUGUAAUGGAUGUAUUAGUGCAUCAUUGGUUCGAGCCAGAAAUAGUAAUCGAUGUUUGGUUAAUGGCUCAGGAAAUAAGUUAUACGAAAUUGAAAGAUGUUGCAUUUGCUGUUUGCUUAGACAGAUUUAUGGAACUUCCUACAGAUGCUCUUUUAAAGUUAUCCACAGAAAAAUUUACACAGCUUAUUAAAAAUGUUAAUAUUAGAUCCUCAGACAGCCAUUUACAUUCUGUGACAAAAAAGUGGAUUAAAAAGAACAACGAUGGAGAGAAUUUGUUGAAUGAAAUUUCUAAUCGUACAGAAUAUUUGAAGCGAAGGAAAGUCAUUGAAGGAUACUCAAGGAAUAUAAGGGAACAUAAUGAAAAUGUUUCUAAAUUUAAUCUUUAUGAAAAUAAUGAAUAUGAUGAAAAUUCAUCUUCAGGUGAAGAUGAAUUUUACGUUGGACGACGUCGUUGUGUAAUUAAUACACCCCGUUGGGCACAUUCAACAUAUGUAUUGGACAUGCCACCAGAUCAAAUAGAAUUAGACAUAUUGAGUUGUCAUAUAACUUUUGAGGAUUCAAAAAACAAGGUGACAAAGUAUGUUUGUUCCACGGAUAAGUCAUCAUCAAGUACUGUUACCAUUGAAUUGAAUAAUGUAACAGUUCCUUUCGGGAAAAUGAAGGGAAUGGAAAUUAUAGGACGAGGAUUCAGUAUAUAUUUUGUUGGAGGGGUAUAUGACUCCAACGGUUCAGAUUCCAACAGUUCAGAUUUGGGCAAAUUUAAUAUGGAUAUUUGGCGAUAUUGUAUGUUAUCCGAGAAGAUGUACUAUGUUGCAAGGCUGCCUCGUCCCCGUAAAAAUUUGAUCGCCUGUUUCAUGGCAAACAAGUUAAUGUUAGUGGGUGGUUUAGGUGAGAACGGAACAAAUCUCACUUCUAUAGAUGUGUUAAAUAUACAUACAGGAGAAUGGACGCACGCAGCAGAUAUUCCAAGUCCACCACUUCUUUUUAAAAAUAUUGGUGGUUCUUCCCAGUAUAAAAAUUAUUUUUGUGUAUAUGACCAACAUGAUAACAAAUGGUCAUUAUCUGAAGAUUUUAACUCCAUGUCUCUGAACUAUAUACCAGAUAAAUAUUAUGUGGGUGCCAAUGACUAUGAAUGGCCGUCAGCUAUUCGUCUUGCAAUGUAUAUAGAAUGCUUUGGAAAUGAUGAGACUAGCACAGUAGAUGGUACUGCAAGCAAACUAUAUUGGCAUGAGAAGUACUAUUUGAAUUAUAGUAUACGUAUACCCCGUAAAGUACCUCUAAAUGAGGAAGGCAUGUCAGAAAAAUGUGUUACGGAAGAAUUUGGGAAGUACUGGGAAGUCUCAAGACAACUGUGUGAAAAUCUAAACCCUGCUUCUUUGUACUGGCAAGUUACACUAUGAUUGAUAAUGUACAAAUAUGAACGUAUUUUACACUUCUACAAAGCUGUUAACAUAUAUGUCAAGCAAUUUUAUACUAUUUUAUAAAGCCAAUGAAAAGACAUAACUUCAUUAGGCUGCACUGCUAGAACGGAAUGCAGCUAUUUAAUGUAUUAUUUAAUUACGACAUAAAUACGCUUCCACAAAAAUGCCACUUAGUACAAUACUCAGUAUAAUUCGACACAGCCGUCCAUAAAAAAAUGAACGUCGGCA
Messenger RNA from Orussus abietinus, 2186 nucleotides. RefSeq lists its product as uncharacterized. The transcript has 8 exons. NCBI's taxonomy places the organism in Eukaryota, Metazoa, Arthropoda, Insecta, Hymenoptera, Orussidae. The record is from RefSeq and is a predicted model, not a curated record. The coding region runs from base 192 to 1937 and encodes 581 amino acids. Gene Ontology annotation, molecular function: protein binding.